Molecule: messenger RNA, 994 nt
Organism: Symbiodinium sp. CCMP2456
Lineage: Eukaryota; Dinophyceae; Suessiales; Symbiodiniaceae
Source: the annotation of a GenBank genome assembly
AUGCCUUCAGCCCUUGACUUGAGUCUCAAAUCGCCAAUCUUGACACAUCUCAGGAAAAAUUUGGCCGAGCUUUUCUCUUUCAAGUACGAUGUCGACAGUCGAGAUGGGCAGCUGAUCCUUGAUGAACGACGCCGAGUGCAGGCUUUGGUCCUCCAGCGGUGUGCACCGUACAUGAUCGCCAUUUGUCUAUCGUCUUUUGUCUGCUGCUUUGUGGCCCUCAUGGUGAUGCCUGAAUGCUGGCGCUUGGUUAUUGAGCUCGACUACUUGGCGAUGAGUUCCAAUGUAAUCGGAGCCAUCUUCUUGUACCGUCAUUUACUGCCAGGCGCCAGACAGGAGCUGCAUGAUUGGCAGCUGGCGGGGGCGUUUUACUUACCCUGGGUCUGUGUGACCUUCUUGCAGAUCGCACACUUUUCCUGUGGUGACGAGGCGCGGGAUGGCUACUACUCUACUCGCCUGGUCUACUUCUGUUACCGGGCACUGUUGUCCGUGGCUCUGAUGUGUCCCUUCCAGUGUACAUUAGCAGAGCUCAUCUGCUCUGGAAUGGUUGCGGCUGAUGUCCAGAGAUCCGAAGCACGAGCAGCGUUGAUGUCCAUAGAACUUCUUUUUCUGCUUCUGAUCUUCGCCGGGACAUGCUUCCUGGGCCAGCGGAUGAUUGAUUGGGCUUUCGCCAAUGCUCGAAAGGCGGAAGAGGCUCUCUCUGCGCUCGUGGAUGCCAGACUCGGGCUCAUUGAGAAGCUGUGUGAUGCGGAGGUUGAACUCUCUGGGGAACUGAAAAUGCUGGAAGCCAGUGCAUCGUGGGGAUCGAGGAUGGGUAUCCAGCUCGCGAGCUUUGAGGGCAGCUUCCUGGACAUUGUCGACGAGGAAGAUGCCGAGCGCGUUCUGAGAUUCUUGCAGUCUGCGAGCUGUGAGGGUGCCAGUAGCUGCAUCCAGGCGAGUUUGCGGACAUUUGCCGACGACCGCGUCGACGCACGCUUGUACCAUGCGGCCCAAUCGG